Messenger RNA from Tuber melanosporum (Perigord truffle), 865 nucleotides. RefSeq lists its product as uncharacterized. NCBI's taxonomy places the organism in Eukaryota, Fungi, Ascomycota, Pezizomycetes, Pezizales, Tuberaceae. The transcript is spliced from 2 exons. The record is from RefSeq and is a predicted model, not a curated record. Bases 148 to 567 code for a protein of 139 amino acids.
AUAAUAAUAAAGUUCGAUCACGCUGGCUGCGCCGCGCGCGUUAUCAUAUAUAAAUCGAGGGAAUCGGGGGAUCUUCCGCCGAUUCAACGAUCCUCCCUGGAUCCAAACGAACAGACGAAAAAAGCACAAUUUGACUUGGUGUCAGCCAUGGCAUCUAGCGACGACUACAAAUUCCUACUAAGCUGUUUGAUGAACCAUACUGGGAAGAUCGAUUUCGAAGCCGUAGCCAGGGACACUGGGUAUACGAAUCCGCGCUCCGCAUCCAAUAGACUAGCUUCCAUAAAGAAGAACCAUGCUGCCGCCAUGGCCGCCGCCGCGGCCUCCGGAACGAGUUCCUUGACGGCAUCUAGCUCCAAAGAGCAACCGCUGGCAAUACCCGCCGUGCCUCCGCCACAAGCGCAAAGUGCUGCCGAGAAGUCGGCCGCAAAGCGCCGGAUGAGCAAGAAAGCGAAGAGAGGGCGCGAGGGAGAAGGUGGUGGUGAUGGUGGGGAUGAUGGGGACCCGGAAGUCGUCAAGGGUUCCAAGAAGAGGAAGGGAACUACAACUGGGGAUGAUGAGGAUACUUAGUCUUUGGCAAAAACUGAGGCUGGAGAUUUUAUGGAUGGGGCGAUACUCGUGUGGUUGUUCGUGGUGGCGGUGGGGGCAAUAAGUGGAUGGGGCUGGGAAAAUUAUUCUGAAUUGGGAGGUUUUUUUUCUUUCUUUCUUUUUUUUUUUUUGGUGGGGGACCCUUAACGAUACGCGAUAUACGUACGUACAGUACAUUUACUACACCUAUGGGAUCUUUUUGUUUAUUUGUAGGUUUUCGUUUUACGUUACAGGUGUUCAGUUCAGCUGCAGUAAUAUAAAUUACCCAAUUGCUUUUAAA